Molecule: messenger RNA, 1188 nt
Organism: Vicia villosa (hairy vetch)
Lineage: Eukaryota; Viridiplantae; Streptophyta; Magnoliopsida; Fabales; Fabaceae
Product: endo-1,3;1,4-beta-D-glucanase-like
Exons: 8
Coding region: 153-884 (243 amino acids)
Molecular function (GO): hydrolase activity
Source: RefSeq, a predicted model, not a curated record
UUUCUAUUAAUAUUAAUCAAACAAUAUUUACUUCAUUUUUGAAAGGGAUGGAGUUUAUUGUUAUUUCCUACUGUGGUUGACUGGUUGUUAUAAGAAAUGGAAUGGUAGUGUUGGAGGGAAGUGCAGUUUGCUAGCAAGUAAAAGAAACAAACAUGUCAGGUCCUGCUUGCUGCUCUAAUCCACCAAUUCUGGACCCUUUUUGUGGAGUUGGCCAUGUUGAAAAACUUGGUGGCCUUGAUGUUUAUCUUACAGGCUCCUUUCUUUCCACCAUCGCCAUUCUCUUCGUCUCCGAUAUUUAUGGAUAUCAAGCACCUAUUAUAAGGAAUCUCGCUGACAGGGUUGCAGCAGCUGGGUAUUAUGUGGUGGUUCCUGACUACUUCAACGGCGACCCCUUUGAUCCUGAUAAUCUUGACAGACCUUUACCUAUUUGGAUGAAAGAACAUCGACCCGAGAAGGGUUUUAAAGCUUCACAACCCAUAAUUGAAGCUUUAAAGAGUAAAGGUAUUUCUGCUAUUGGAGCUGCUGGUUUUUGUUGGGGCGCUAAGACUGUGUGUGAGCUUGGGAAAUCCAACCUCAGUCAAGUUGUUGCGUUAGCACAUCCAUCGUCGAUCACAGUAGAGGACAUCGACGGUGUUAAUGUUCCGAUUGCUAUACUUGGAGCUGGGCUGGACACAAUCACUCCUCCAGAGGUUAUAAAACAAUUUGAACGAGUGUUGGCUGCAAAACCUGAAGUGGAUAGUUUUGUGAAAAUAUUUCCUAAUGUCUCGCAUGGUUGGACUUUGAGGUAUAACACUACAGAUCCGGAAGCUGUGAAGUCUGCAGAAGAGGCUCAUCAAAUCUUAUUGGAUUGGUUUAAUAAACAUCUUAAGCGAGAAAUCUGUUAAAACUCGAUGAAUCAGUUAUGAGGAAGUUACUGCUAUGAGCAGUUUGUUAUUAAUAAUGUUUAGUCAACUAUGUGUGUUGUGUAAGAAUAAAAGGGAAAGAAACUGAACAGGGAGGUUAUCUUCUUAGCAUUCAAAGUGGAAUUUGGAUAAGGAGAGUUCCAAGGUUUUGGAACCCUCAGAGGAGACCAAGUCUGUAAUGUCUAUUUCCUGUUUAAUUUCAAUUUUGUGCAAGUGUGUUUGUUUGUAUUGUCUCUGAUUUGGGAACCUUUCCAAAAGAAUUAUUCAAUAAAUCAGUUGUUAUUAA